AGUUCCCCUCCCUCCCCAUCCAGAGCACAGUGUAUAAAACAUGGACAAUGUUGGGACUGUGACAGAGGUGCCUUGAACAGCGAGAAAAAAAAUUACAGCAACAUUUUCAAGUGAUUUCUCCAACGCUGUGAUGUCGCUGAGCAUCCUGGCUCUCUGCCUGCUGGUCUGUGUUCACUCUGGCGUAAAUGCGUAUCCAGUCAAGCCUGCCAGCCCCCGGGAAGGUGCACCACCUGAGGAGCUCGCCAGAUAUUACUCUGCACUAAGACACUACAUCAACCUCAUCACAAGACAGAGGUAUGGAAAAAGAGACAGUCCAGACACUGAAUUUUCAGAUUUGUUGGUGAAGGACAGCACAGAGAGCAUUCCAGGAUCCACAUAUAUCAAGUAUAAUGGGCUGCCAUUGUGGUGAUCCUGCUGGAGUUGUAACACUCAGGCUGUCUUCACUACAUAAAGCUGCUACCAUGUCUGUUCCUGACGUGAAAUGAACUUGUGUUGCAUGGAAUAAACGCCGUGUAAAGACA
Acanthochromis polyacanthus (spiny chromis) is the source of this 521-nucleotide messenger RNA. Its product is annotated as peptide YY-like. Gene Ontology annotation, cellular component: extracellular region. The record is from RefSeq and is a predicted model, not a curated record. NCBI's taxonomy places the organism in Eukaryota, Metazoa, Chordata, Actinopteri, Pomacentridae. Gene Ontology annotation, biological process: neuropeptide signaling pathway; feeding behavior. Gene Ontology annotation, molecular function: neuropeptide hormone activity; neuropeptide Y receptor binding. Bases 131 to 409 code for a protein of 92 amino acids. The transcript is spliced from 4 exons.